Messenger RNA from Sorghum bicolor (sorghum), 1835 nucleotides. RefSeq names its product heat stress transcription factor A-5. Gene Ontology annotation, cellular component: nucleus. The transcript has 2 exons. The record is from RefSeq and is a predicted model, not a curated record. NCBI's taxonomy places the organism in Eukaryota, Viridiplantae, Streptophyta, Magnoliopsida, Poales, Poaceae. Gene Ontology annotation, molecular function: DNA-binding transcription factor activity; RNA polymerase II cis-regulatory region sequence-specific DNA binding. The coding region runs from base 91 to 1548 and encodes 485 amino acids. Gene Ontology annotation, biological process: regulation of transcription by RNA polymerase II.
ACGAGGAGACUUCCUUCCCCACUCCCCUACCCAACUCCCCCUUCGCCCAGACGCCCACUCGGACCACCACGCGCUGCCGCAUCACCCGUCAUGGAGGUCGCCGCCGCCCGCGGGACCGGCAGCGGAGGAGGAGGAGGAGGUGGUGGCGGCGGUGGUGGACCGGCCCCGUUCCUGCUGAAGACGUACGAGAUGGUGGACGACCCGUCAAGCGACGCGGUGGUGUCGUGGAGCGACGCCUCCGACGGGAGCUUCGUCGUCUGGAACCCGCCCGAGUUCGCGGCGCGGAUGCUGCCCACCUACUUCAAGCACAACAACUUCUCCAGCUUCAUCCGCCAGCUCAACACAUACGGUUUUCGUAAAAUAGACCCAGAGCGCUGGGAAUUUGCUAAUGAAUACUUUGUCAAGGGACAGAAGCACCUGCUGAAGAAUAUCCACAGGCGAAAACCCAUCCACAGCCACAGCCAUCAACCAGGUGCCCUGCCUGACAAUGAGCGUGCUUUAUUUGAGGAUGAGAUUGACCGGCUUUCACGGGAGAAAGCUGCCCUGCAGGCUGACCUCUGGAAAUUCAAUCAGCAGCAGUCAGGGGCUGUGAGCCAGAUUGAAGAUCUUGAGCGGCGAGUGCUUGACAUGGAGCAGCGACAGACGAAGAUGCUUAGCUUCUUGCAGCAGGCUCAGAAGAACCCUCAGUUUGUCAGCAAGCUCAUUAAGAUGGCAGAGGCAUCCCCAAUCUUCGCGGAUGCAUUUCACAAGAAGCGAAGGCUACCUGGGUUUGAAUACAUCACCGAGGCCACUGAAACUGCCACUAGCUUUUUUGAUGACCAUAGCAGCUCUUCCAGGCAAGAAAUGGGCAACCUUCUGAAUCAGCACUUCUCUGACAAGCUGAAGCUUGGACUCUGUCCUGCAAUGACGGAAAGCAACCUCAUCACCCUGAGCACCCAAAGCUCACAUGAAGAUAACGGAAGCCCUCAUGGAAAGCAUCCAGACUACGAGAGAACAGCCAUGGAGUGCCUUCCACUGGUGCCGCAGAUGAUGGAGCUCUCUGACACUGGGACAUCCAUCUGUCCCGCAAAGAGUUUGAGCUUCGCAGCAGCUGCAAAUGAUGAUGGGUUCUUGCCAUGCCACCUCAACCUCAGUCUUGCAUCAUGCUCAAUGGAUGUGGGCAGAAGCCAAAUCCCCGUUGCAAACGGGAACAUUGUGGAUGAGAAGGACGGCCCAGCGGAGAUGACCACACCCACCAUGGAGAAGGUCGGCAGCAUUCCUGACAGAUGCCAUGAUGCCGAUACCCAGAACGAGGCUUCAGGUGACGCUGGGGCCGCAGCAGAUGCAACGGGUAGGCCGCAUCAGGGCAGUCAAGCUCCCCCUGAAGAACAUGCAGCUCCCCAGGUGGUGGCGAACGACAAGUUCUGGGAGCAGUUCCUUACCGAGAGGCCGGGCUGCUCCGAGGCCGAGGAAGCAAGUUCCACCCUGAGGAGGGAUCCAGACCACACGCAGCAGGCGGACCAGGGAACUACAAGUGACAGGAGAGAUAUGGGGCAGCUGAAACUCUGACCUUCAGUUUUUUUAGCAUGACCUCUUCCUGAAGGCGACACAGUCGUACAGCGUUAAGUGUUGGAAAUUGGAAGAAUGGCACGAUGGUCUGUCUGUCUAUGAUUGAUUGUAACUAAACAGCAUCACAAGAAUGUCCUGUACAUAUUAUCCCAGGAUACAUACCGGAGAUUGAGAGCAAUGCGAUUUUGUGCUGUUCUGAUUAAUUAAUAUGUACACUAUAUAUGUGGUUACUUCGUUACAGCAAAGUGACCAGUUUGUGCAAGCUGCUUUGAUAGAAUUCGAUGUAA